AUUCAUCACACAAACAUCUGCCCAAAACAAUCACAAAACUAAUUAAAAAACGGCUUGUGAAGAUACCUUUACAUUUAAACAAAACUUGUCCUACCAUAGACAAAAGAUGUUGUCUAUAGUUGUGUAGUUCCGUCAAAGCUGAAAUAUUUAUCUGGGAAGAACUAUAUUCAUCUUUUAAACAUGUUGUGUUGUAGAGAUGUCCGUUUUUAGAUAUUUAUAUAAUCGAUGUGCAUCGGUAUGUAAGAAGAUUAACAAAAGACGUGGCUUAAAAAAACCAGCAUCUAAGCCAUAAAAUUAUUAAAAAAAAAAAGAUUAACAAAGGAGUGGGGAAAGGAUACGAGUGCGAAGAUGCUGACUGCCUGUAAUGGAUACUGUUGCAAAAAUACAUAUUUUGUCGUAAAUAUUGUAUUUUUAAUAAAAAAAUUGCAUGUUGGGAGGUUAUUUUCGUCAAAAACCUGUAUUUUCAGGGGAUUUCGGAGAGGGAAAGGAACCAUGGGUCGUGUGAUACGUGCUCAACGUAAGGGUGCCGGAUCAGUCUUCGUCUCGCACACGAAGAAAAGGAAAGGAGCACCCAAACUCAGAUCUCUGGAUUAUGCGGAACGUCAUGGUUACAUCAAGGGUGUGGUAAAAGAUAUCAUUCAUGAUCCUGGUCGUGGCGCCCCUUUGGCGGUUGUUCAUUUCCGCGAUCCCUACAAGUUCAAGACUCGCAAGGAACUGUUCAUUGCCCCAGAGGGUCUCUAUACAGGCCAGUUCGUUUACUGUGGGAAGAAGGCAACUCUGGAAGUUGGAAAUGUCAUGCCAGUAGGAACCAUGCCUGAGGGUACCAUUGUGUGCAACUUGGAGGAGAAAAUGGGUGACAGAGGCCGGCUUGCUCGUGCUUCUGGAAAUUUUGCUACAGUUAUUGGCCACAAUCCUGAUGCCAAACGUACAAGAGUGAAACUGCCAUCUGGAGCUAAGAAAGUGCUGCCUUCAAGCAAUAGAGGAAUGGUUGGUAUUGUUGCUGGUGGUGGACGUAUCGACAAACCUAUCCUAAAGGCUGGUCGUGCAUACCACAAGUAUAAAGUUAAGCGAAACUGCUGGCCAUAUGUGCGUGGUGUGACCAUGAACCCUGUUGAGCAUCCUCAUGGUGGUGGUAACCAUCAACAUAUUGGUAAGGCUUCCACUGUCAAGAGAGGUACAUCUGCUGGUCGCAAGGUUGGUCUUAUUGCUGCUCGCAGAACUGGAAGAAUUCGUGGUGGCAAGACGGAUACGAAGAAGGAGGCAUAA
This is a messenger RNA of Chilo suppressalis (striped riceborer), 1266 nucleotides long. Lineage: Eukaryota; Metazoa; Arthropoda; Insecta; Lepidoptera; Crambidae. The record is from the annotation of a GenBank genome assembly.